AUGUUAGUCAAUAAUGAUCAUUUAGGUGUAAACACAUUUGUAGCCAGUAGUCAUGGUAACGAUCAAUGCGGUACAAAUGGAUUACCAUUAACACCGAAUUCAAUUGUUAUUAUUGGACGUUUUCAAUAUUUAAAAACUAUAGAACAUCCAAAUCUUUGUCGAUAUAUUGAUAUUCGUAAAGGAACACAUGAACGAUUACUUGUUGUUAGUGAAUAUUAUGAAAGGAAUUUGGAAUGUAUACUAAAUGAAAAACAAUUAUUAAGUAUUGAACAAAUUCAACGAUGGUCACAUCAAAUACUUUAUGCAUUAAUUUAUUUACAAGAAAAACAAUUAUAUGCAAGAAAUAUAUCUUUAAAAAAUAUUCGAUUAACACAAUCAGAUCAAAUAGUUAAAAUACAAAACUAUGGUCUCUGGCAUAUGACACAAUAUGGUACAUGUGUUUCGUUUCCUAUUGGUGAUCCAUAUUAUUUAGCCCCUGAAUGUUUUGCACUUGAUUUAACAUUUAAAGCUUUUGUAAAAGCUAGUAGUAGUCCUCAUGAAGCUGAAAUUGAUGAUCCAGCUAAUGCUAAAAGUUGUAUUUGGUCAUUUGGUAUUAUCCUUCUUGAAUUAUGUUUAGGUCAUCGAUUAUAUGGAAAACAACCAGUAUCUGUACCAGUGUCAGCAAGUGUUCGAUGUUUAAAAUUAAAUGUACGAAGUGCAUUAGAUAUUUUAUUACGACAAAAUGCACUUGAUCAACAUGAAAGUUUAAAAAGAAAUAUAACACAAUUUUUUUUACCUAUUAUUAGAAAAUGUUUGAAUGUUCAUGUUCAAGAUAGGCCAACAUUUAUGGAACUUCUGCAAGAACUUGGUAGUAAACCAUAUAUUUCACCUAUUCCACGUUCAUUUCAAUUGACAUUAUUUGAUGGUAUUACCCCUAUUCUUGAUCAUAAUUUAGACUUAGCUGAUUUUAAAAAUCUUGAUUCUAGUCCAUUUCGAUGUCGAACAAUUGAUCAAAUUUAUUAUUUAUGGAAAUUAGCAGGUGGUGAUUUAACAGCUGUAUUAAAAAGUGCUGGUCUUAUUAAAAUAUCACCAUCAAUUAGUAAAAUAUCAAAAUUUGUUACUGAUCAUGGUGAUGUAUAUGGACUUCAACGUGAUGUAAAUACUUUAUUUGAUGAUGCAUCAUAUAAACUUUCAUUAAAAGAACUUGAAAAUCGUUUUAAUGAUAUGCCUAUUGAAAUACUUCAUCCACUUCUUGAAGGAGGUGAUCCAGAAUUUGAUAAACGUCAAGAAGAACUUGAUAAAAUGAUUGAACGACAACCAUUAGCUGUUCGUGAACAUGAUUUUGAAUAUCAAUUUCAUCGUUUAAUUUUAUUUGAACGUCUUCUUUCAUCAUAUCCAUAUCAAAAACAACGAUUAUAUACAGAAGCACGAAAAGAUAUUCCACCACUUUAUCGUGCAUAUAUUUGGGCAGCUUUACUUGAUGUUUCUGGUAAUGUAAAUGAUGUUUAUAAUCGAAUUGAUAAAGAUAAUACAACACCAACAGUAAUACGUCAAAUAGAAGUUGAUAUUCCACGUUGUCAUCAAUAUGAUGAACUUUUAUCAUCACCUGAAGGUCAUAGAAAAAUGAAAAAUGUUUUAAAAGCUUGGAUAGCAAGCCAUUCAAAUUUAGUAUAUUGGCAAGGUCUUGAUUCAUUAUGUGCACCAUUUGUUUAUCUAAAUUUUAAUAAUGAAGCACUUGCUUAUGCUUCACUAACAGCAUUUAUUCCAAAAUAUUUAAAUAAUUUUUUUCUAAAAGAUAAUUCAUUAAUUAUUAAUGAAUAUUUGGUUGUUUUUUCACAUGUAAUUGCAUUCCAUCAUCCAGAUUUAUCAAAUCGAUUGGAAACAAUCGGAUUUAUUCCAGAUCUUUAUGCUAUUCCAUGGUUUUUAACUGUUUUUGCACAUGUAUUUCCACUAAAUAAAAUCUUUCAUCUAUGGGAUAUGCUUUUACUUGGUAGUUCAUCAUUUCCACUUUGUAUUGGUGUGGCUAUAUUAACACAACUUAAACCACUUCUAUUAAAAGCUGAUUUUAAUGAAUGUAUUUUAUUAUUUUCUGAAUUACCAGAAAUCGAUAUUGAACGUUGUAUUCGUGAUUCAAUUGAUAUAUUCGUUGCAACUCCCCGUUCAUGUACUUAUCGAGAACAUGCAAGUGAUAUAACAAAUUAUCCAAUAAAUAAUGAUCUUGAUAUGGAUCCAUUUCCAUUCUCUGAUCUAAAAUCUGAACGUUGUCCACGAAUAUCUGCAAAUGAUAUUGUUGAAUUAAAUGAUCUUAAAGCUCCAACAGCAAGUUUAAAAACAUCCAAACUUCUUCUUAUAGAUAUUCGUUCAUUAGAUGAAUAUAUGAAAGCAGCAUUACCAUCAAGUAUUAAUAUAUCAUAUGAAAAAGCAUUUGAUAAUCAAGAUCGUAUAAUUGAUAAUCGUUUACAACAUAUACUUGAUCAACAUCGUUCAUUAGUUAAAGUUGUUAUUGGUAAUAAAAAUCAUAAACAAACAGUUGAUUUUACAAAUAAUUUAAUUACAAAUAAUUAUACACGUGUAUGUUUAUUACAUAAAGGCAUUGAUGUUUUUAAAACAACUGGAAUGCUUUAUGUACCAACACCAUCUGAUUUGCCUUAA
Molecule: messenger RNA, 2631 nt
Organism: Rotaria sordida
Lineage: Eukaryota; Metazoa; Rotifera; Eurotatoria; Philodinida; Philodinidae
Source: the annotation of a GenBank genome assembly